Dentiscutata heterogama is the source of this 120-nucleotide messenger RNA. The record is from the annotation of a GenBank genome assembly. Lineage: Eukaryota; Fungi; Glomeromycota; Glomeromycetes; Diversisporales; Gigasporaceae.
AUGCAAAGAUACUCUGAAGUAGUAAAUAUGCAAGAACAAGAGCUAGAAGGCAAAAACAAGCAAGUUUAUGGAAAAAGGUCAGGAAGGCAAAAAGCUUUAGGAAAAUACACGAAAAAAAAG